AUGGAGUCGCGGCGCACGCGGGUGGAACAAAAGGGCCGCUUUACCAUCACCGAGAUCAUCCCCGGCUCGCCCUACUCGCCGCGGCUGUCGUCGCCCACGUUCCAGGACGACGAAGUGUCGGUCGCGGACUUCCCCGCCGCUGUCGUGAGCGACGCGCCCGCGUCCAACGGAAGCUGCAGCGAGGUCGCCACGAUCGCGCCCCAACCGGUGCAGGGCGUUGACCUGCACCUUGACGAGCUGGAGAAGCCCGCCUCGAUCGGAGCUGUGCAGCCCCCGCCGCUGAAGAUGGAGGAGCCGCCCGAGACCCACACGCAGCCGCCCGAAGCUGUCUCGGUGCCUCCUGCACCGAUAGAGACGACGCUCACAAUCGUCCCCCAAACGGAACCUUCCUCGGUUGUUGUGGACACGAUCUGCGAGGUGUCGACGCCCAGGGCUGCUAGCACUAUCAUUACUGGUAGUGCGGCGCCCGGCUCGCCGUCGAGGAAGUACUCGUCGCCCAAGAAAAGCACGCAGCGCGCUCGCCGGGUUAAGCGCAGAGGCCGCUUCACCAUUAUUGAACUUGCGUCGGACUCCCCCACAUCGAGAAAGAACGCCGACGACGUACGACCAGAGCUCAGCCGCAGCUUCGACAGCAUGGAGCGUCGCCCCAAACCGAAGCGUGUCACUCGAUCCAUGCCUCGACUGCGACAAACUGCAGCCAUUCGGCGAUCACGGCGACGCAGUGAGAGUCCGGACCGCGAGUUUAUCGAAUCCACUGACAUGGUGGACCCUAGUGGAAAUCAACAACAGCAGCAAGAAGCUGCGGCGUAUGCUAAACUCCAGGCUCUGCCAGCAGUGGAGGGCGCGGAUGCACUGGCCAACGUUGCCCUAACGACCGCGAUGGCGGCAUCUGCUGCGACUGUGGUAACGGCGAGCACGAGCAUGGCCACCUCGAUGGGAAGUGUAGCUAUUCCCGACAGUAGAUCUACUGGUACUAUCGCUCAUAGUACCGUCACAGUUGCCCCAAGCGCUGUAACUGGUGCUAUCGCUGCAAGUACUGUCACAAUCGCUCCGAAUGCUGUAAGGCCCGUCACGCCGCCUACACAGCUCAUGCAAGUUGGAGAAACUACCGGUAGUGUCGUCACCCUCCCGCAAACUUCGGUCACCAUCUCGGCCGCUCAAUUUCUGCAGCAGCAGCAGACGAUUGCAUCGCUUAUCCGACAGCAGCACGAUCUGAAGCAGAUUAUCAGCGUGCUUCAGGAGCAACAGCAGCAACUCAUGACGAUCCCAUCGCAGAUCAAUGAGCUCAAGCGUCAACGAGCAGGACUCAGCAACGGGGAGACUCGAGAAGAAGAAUUGCGAGAGCUGUACAUGCAGGUGGACAAGCUGACCCAGUCCAACGAAUCUCUGCAUUCGUUGCUCAAUGCAGCGGAACGUGAGGCGCGCCACCGCACUUUGGAAAUUGAGUGUUUGUCGGAAGAGAACGACGAACUGCGUCACCGCUGCGGGCAACUUGAAUCACGCUACAUCGAUGAGCGCAAGCAAAGCUUCAUGCUUGAGGAAGAGCUGCAGCGUUUGCGUAUCCUGUCACUGACCCGACAGGAACAGCAGCUGCGUCAGCGACAGCAGCAGCAAAAUCAAAAACUCACCAGCUCUCAGACUAGUGUCGCUGUCGAGUAGAGUGUUAGCUAGUGCCCAAUUUUCAAUUCAAGUGACUAAUACGAUUUCAGCGUUUAGUGUAU
Molecule: messenger RNA, 1721 nt
Organism: Phytophthora sojae
Lineage: Eukaryota; Oomycota; Peronosporomycetes; Peronosporales; Peronosporaceae
Exons: 6
Coding region: 1-1659 (552 amino acids)
Source: RefSeq, a predicted model, not a curated record